AUGGACACUGACAGCUCGAACACAUCUGAGGACGGUUUGGCGAUCUCCAAUCAAACGCUGCCAGGCUCGGACGUUUCGGAAAGGCUCGACACGAUCAUCGCAAAGUUGAAUCGCCUCGAUGCAGACCACGCGAAGCAACGCAGCAAGAUGCAAGACUUGAUAACCCAGAUCGAAGCUUUGAAAUUAAGAGAGAGUGAGAUCCAGGGAGCUGUAGAGUAUUGGAAAGAUCAGCACAACAAAGCACAGGAGCAGAUAACGAAACUCGAGGAUCGAUACAAUGAAAUGAUCAAAAGACACUUCCUCAUGAGUGUUGACCUCGGCAAUAAAGAGGGCAUAAUUCAAGGCUUGCAAAAAGACAUCAUUGACAGAAGUCAGGUUGCCCACCCUCGCGAGCAUCAGGAACUAUACCAAGUUGUCGUCGGCAAGGAAGGCCGUGUCAUUGAUGAGCAAGAGUGGUUGGAACUAUCCAGUGGAGUGGACACAGCGAGCAAUAGCGAACAAUGA
This is a messenger RNA of Diaporthe amygdali, 504 nucleotides long. RefSeq lists its product as uncharacterized. The transcript is spliced from 2 exons. NCBI's taxonomy places the organism in Eukaryota, Fungi, Ascomycota, Sordariomycetes, Diaporthales, Diaporthaceae. The record is from RefSeq and is a predicted model, not a curated record. Bases 1 to 504 code for a protein of 167 amino acids.